Messenger RNA from Fukomys damarensis (Damara mole-rat), 1648 nucleotides. RefSeq names its product double C2 domain alpha (gene Doc2a). NCBI's taxonomy places the organism in Eukaryota, Metazoa, Chordata, Mammalia, Rodentia, Bathyergidae. The transcript has 10 exons. Bases 1 to 1116 code for a protein of 371 amino acids. Gene Ontology annotation, cellular component: membrane. The record is from RefSeq and is a predicted model, not a curated record.
AUGAAUCACCCCUCUGGCUGCCGCAGCCCCUGGGCUACAGACGCAGAAACGGGGAGGCAGCGCACGCAGAGUGGCAGAGACAGGGACCCAGGCGCGCGCCGCCCGCUUGUACACACAGGCCCGUGGGCCGCAGGGGUGUGGGCAGGUGGCGCACACCUGUGCCCUCCCCUCACAGCGGCCCUGGGGAUGCUGGAGUUCGACCUUCUCUACGACCCGGCCUCCUGCACGCUGCACUGCAGCAUCCUCAGGGCCAAGGGCCUCAAGCCUAUGGACUUCAAUGGCCUCGCCGACCCCUACGUCAAGCUGCAUCUGCUGCCCGGUGCCUGCAAGGCCAACAAGCUAAAAACGAAGACUCAGAGGAACACGCUGAAUCCGGUGUGGAACGAGGACCUGACCUACAGUGGCAUCACGGAGGAAGACAUCUCCCACAAGGUGCUCAGGAUCUCCGUCUGUGACGAGGACAAGCUGAGUCACAAUGAGUUCAUCGGGGAGAUCCGAGUACCCCUGCGCCGCCUCAAGCCUUCGCAGAAGAAGCACUUUAACAUCUGCCUUGAGCGCCAGGUCCCGCUGGCGUCACCCUCCUCCAUGUCUGCAGCACUGAGGGGAAUCUCCUGCUACCUGAAGGAGCUGGAGCAGGCUGAGCAGGGACCUGGGCUCCUGGAAGAGCGUGGGCGCAUCCUGCUGAGCCUCAGCUACAGCUCUCAGCGCAGAGGGCUGCUGGUGGGCAUUGUCCGCUGUGCCCACCUGGCUGCGAUGGACGUCAAUGGCUACUCUGACCCUUAUGUGAAGACGUACCUGAGGCCAGAUGUGGACAAGAAAUCCAAGCACAAGACGUGCGUGAAGAAGAAGACGCUAAACCCAGAAUUUAAUGAGGAGUUCUUCUAUGAGAUAGAGCUCUCCACUCUGGCCACCAAGACUCUAGAGGUCACCGUCUGGGACUAUGACAUUGGAAAAUCCAACGACUUCAUAGGGGGCGUGUCGCUGGGCCCGGCGGCACGUGGGGAGGCCCAGAGACACUGGAGCGACUGUCUGCAGCAGCCCGGUGUAGCCCUGGAGCGCUGGCACACCCUGACGAGUGAGCUGCCCCCUGCUGCUGGGACACUGCCCUUGGCCUGACUGGCGCAGGUGCCCGCACAGGCUCCCGUGCCCGGCUCCGCACGAAUGUCUUGCACGUUUACACAGGGUGGACCUCCGCCCCAUCCUGCCCCUCGACCGUGGGUCCGUCUGCUGUGAGGGCCUGGAGGUCACACUCACACACGCAACUCCCCCGACACUCUCGCUCGCCCGCGCCAGUACACACUGCCUGCUGACACCCUGGGAGCGCAGCCCUGCUCUGGCCCUGGCCGCAGGAGGACGUUGGAUCAGGGGGUCAGGGAAGGUUUGGAGGAGGCUGUUUCCCAGACAGACAAGAAAAAGAACGGCUCCUUCAACGCAACCUUCAUUAAAUCUCCCACCCUGACAGCUGCCAUGACGGGGCUGGCCUGCGCCACAGGUGGUCUGCGUCCAAGGGCAGCAGGUGCUCCUGGGCCACUCAUUCAAACAGCUGUUCCCGGGGCCUGCCACCUUCCCAGGGACACAUGUGCAUGUUUACGCCUUUUCCGAUCAUGUCAGUGGCCAAAGCAUGGCAACCGGGCGCCAAUAAACGUAA